Messenger RNA from Archocentrus centrarchus (flier cichlid), 2743 nucleotides. It is a transcript of the gene dmtn, whose product is annotated as dematin actin binding protein. NCBI's taxonomy places the organism in Eukaryota, Metazoa, Chordata, Actinopteri, Cichliformes, Cichlidae. Gene Ontology annotation, biological process: actin filament bundle assembly; cytoskeleton organization; lamellipodium assembly. The transcript is spliced from 16 exons. Gene Ontology annotation, molecular function: actin filament binding. The coding region runs from base 233 to 1375 and encodes 380 amino acids. The record is from RefSeq and is a predicted model, not a curated record. Gene Ontology annotation, cellular component: actin cytoskeleton; plasma membrane.
CUUCUCCUCCUCCUGGGGUCACAGCAGCCCCCAGCCCGGGCUUCAAAAGCAGCCAGCCGCCACCUCCGCCUCUUCCUCCCUCCACCCUUCCUCCUCCUCCUCCUCCUCCUCCUCCUGUGGCGCUGUGAGGAAGGAGCGCCUCUCUGCUCUGCUCUCCUGGAUGCGUUCAGCCUGAUUCUCGUGUUUGCAGCUGCUCGAAACCAGUCGGACGGACGUUUGUGUCUCUGCAGCCAUGCAGAAGGUGGAGGGACGGCUAACUCCGGUCAACCUGCCCUCCUCCAGGGGCCCGAGCACCCCGGGGUCUCCAGCCACCGGCGUCGUGGCCCGUCUCAAUGACCAGGUGGUGGGCUACAGAGACCUGGCGGCGCUGCCCAGAGAUAAAGCCAUCCUGCAGGUGGAGCGACCAGACCUGAUGACCUACCAGCCCCACCUGAGCUUCUCCCCGCUCGACCCGCCGCGCAGAGAGCGCUCUCUGUCUCCUCCACCCACGUCUCCAACCACGUCUCCUGAGGUGAAGGGUCGCAGGGCAGGAAGUGAGAGUGGUUCUCCUGGAGGAUCCACGCUGCAGCUUCAGGCUGGACGCAAGAUCAGCACCAGCCUGCAACAUUUCCACCGACCAGAUAAUGGGACCAACAUCUACAGGAAACCUCCCAUCUACAAACAGGAUGUUCACAAACACGGCGAAGGCAGUGGCGUCAUUCAGUCUGCAAAGUUUCCGGCGGCUCAGCCUCCAGAUCCCAACCAGCCCUCCAAGAUCGAGACGGAGUACUGGCCCUGCCCGCCCUCGCUGGCCACCAUGGAGAUCGAGUGGAGGAAGAAGAAGGAACUGCAGGAGGAAGACGAGUUUGAAGACCUGACAGAAGAAGCGAAGACGCUGCAGGAGCAGGAGCUGGAGAAGAUCAAGUCCAACCUGGGCCGUCUGAUCCUGAAGGAGGAGAAGGAGAAAGCCGUUAACUUCAGGAGGAAGACGCAGUCGCUGCCCGACAGAACGCACAUGCACGGCAGUUUGUCAGCAGGUGCAUCCAAGUCUCCUUCACGCUCAGCAUCAGGCUUGACCAGAAUGCAGUCGGCAGAGUUUUCCACAGAUGGAGAUAAAGGACGGCCAGCUGCUCAGAACGGAGAGGCUCGGCGGGAGCGCAUGGACAGAGGAAACUCUCUGCCGAGCAUCCUGGAGCAGAAGAUCUACCCAUACGAAGCACUGGUUGUGACCCACAGAGGGCGCUGUAAGCUGCCUCCAGGAGUGGACCGCACUCGGCUUGAGAGGCACCUGUCCCCGGAGGAGUUCGAGCAGGUGUUCGGGAUGCCGAUGGCCGAGUUUGAGCGCCUCUCGUUGUGGAAACGAAAUGAACUGAAGAAGAAAGCCUCGCUUUUCUAACAGGAAGUGACCUCAUUCCCCCAAAAUACUUGAUGACGCUUUUAAAGUAGGAGGAGAACAAAAUAAAAACAAAAGAUGCCAUAAAAUCAAAUAUCCAAUCAGCAAACACACAGAUUCAUCUCAGUAGUCCAACAUGUCCUCCAUCGUACUAACCAAUCAGGAUGCUCGCCGGCCCACGUGGAUCAGAGCGCGUAAUGACGGCCGGUCCUGGUUAACCCUUUACUGCGACUAACAUUAACUGAUGCACUGACACUCAUAUUUACCUGCCGCACCUAUAAUCACCACUGCUUACAGAUCAUCACCAUCAUGGGAUCUCUGCAGCUUGGUUCCCCACACACGGAUCAGCUCUGAGUCCGGUUCGGCUCUAAUCCGCGUCUGGGGAACGCCGACUGGGCUGACCUUCAGAGGUCGGCUCCUCCCUCACGUCAUCUUUGGGCUUCACUCGGGUUUUCUGCUAACAUGAAGCUGCUUCACUUUCAUCCUUUGAUUUAGAAAAUUAAAUGUGGGCUGCAGCUCCUACAUCUUCAUAGUCACAUCAAGGUUCAGGUCCAGGAGAGUUUAGAAGGAUUUAGGAAAAGAGCGGAGAUGCCCAGGACUCCCUCUCUCUGCCUCCCCCAGCUCCAGCUCUCCCAGGGGGGCCCUGACGUGUUCAGAAGCCCCCUGAGAGUCUGGAGGGACUGGCUCCACCAAGUCCUGGGUCCCCCUGAAGGUCAAACCUCAGAUUCAGGAGUACAGAGCUUUUUGGAGGUUCAGCACAUGAUUAAAGUUGACCUCUGACCUGUGGGAGGAUGCUUCAGAGCUUCCUCUGAUAAAAGAAGAUCAGAGUUUAGAGGUCUUCAGAGUAUCUGGAGCAGCUCUGAGUGCAGCUGCAGAAACUUUAGAAACAUUUCUAAAGAAACUGCCCUCGUUUUGCUGCCUCAGCCUGGUUGUAGUUCACAUUGUGGUCCAGCAGAGGACGCUCUCACACAGUGUGACGGGGCUGUGGAGGUGACCUCACCCUGCGGUUCCUGGUCCUCCUGCAGCUUCAUGAUAGCGGUCAGAGCCUGAGCACCACCCGCAGUCCUCAUGUUGAACAGCUGAUUGUGAUCUAUUAAUGAAGCAGCUUUUAUUUAUUGAUGAUUGUAUUUUUUUAUUUGCUACUGUGAAGCAUUUUAUUUUGAAAAUAUUCUUGGCUGUGAAGUUUUCCUUUUUUGAUAUUACUCCACCUCAGUGCACCAUCACUUCCUGAGUUCAGACCACACACCUGCACUUCCUGCUAACCCACCUGGUGUCACCUGUGCUGGAUCUCCAUCCGUGUCUCACGCUUCUGUAACACGUCCGUCCCUCGCAGUCCUGUCGAUGUAACAGAGUCAAAUAAACCGAACAAAC